UUUUUUUUGAGUUCUGUCUUUUUAUGUUUUUCUUUUUUCACAAUUCUUUCUUUUUAUUUUAUUUUAUUUUAUGUUGAAGACAAAACCUAAUGCUAUUAAAUGUUACUCACCAUACCAAACUAUUGAACAUACCCUGGGUAAUACUAGAUACAAAUAUUGAAGGACAUGCUUUAGACGGACCCAUUUACGUUAAAGCCAUCUUUGACAUUGACGAAUAUAGAAUUCUUGCAACAAAUCUUCGAUAUACUUGGUUUGAAUAUGGUAACUCUUCUACUAUCAUCAAACGAGCCACAGAGUAUCGGAUGGAUAUAGAAUCGGAUGAUCAAAUUAGGGAUUUGUUAGUUUCUCUACAAUCAUGCUUCCACCAGUCAGAAAACUGCAAAAUAAGAUUAUCCGAAAGUGGUCAAUUAGUAAUCAUAUACAAGGAUAUUAGUAAAGGUUUCACUUCGUUAUCAUGGACUUUUGAUUGUUCUCUUUUGGAAAUGAAUUUUCUUCAUGAAAACGCGUCAUUUUUGGAUGGUCCUACGGUUUUAUAUACACAUUUUAUUGCUCCUUUAGUCUCUAUCACACAAUCUAAUUGGUUGAAUCAAAAGAAUACUAUGGAUCAUAGAAGAUCAAAAUCACCAUCACCAACUUCAUCAUCAUUACCAUCAUCACCGAAAGAAGGUAUUGACAAUACUUCUUCAUGGCUUUCUCAAUUUUAUUUGAAGACUGAUUCAAAUAUUGAAAAUGAAUCCGAUGCCAGGUUGACAAUAAGUGGAAUAGAACAAACUAGUGGAUUAGAGGAUAAUAAAGAUUCUGCAACGCAUGAUGACCAGGCUUCUUUGACAUCAUCUCCUACUAAAAAAUUAUCCGAUCCUGACAAGGAAUUGGAAAGAAGAACAAAAUUAGAAUUGGAUCUCUUGAAGAAAAGUGAAAAGGGGAAAAAGAAAAGACGUUUAUUUUAGUCUCAUUAGUUAUUUAUUUAUUUUUUAUC
Molecule: messenger RNA, 976 nt
Organism: Halteromyces radiatus
Lineage: Eukaryota; Fungi; Mucoromycota; Mucoromycetes; Mucorales; Cunninghamellaceae
Exons: 5
Coding region: 90-947 (285 amino acids)
Biological process (GO): double-strand break repair via nonhomologous end joining
Cellular component (GO): DNA ligase IV complex; nucleus
Molecular function (GO): DNA end binding
Source: RefSeq, a predicted model, not a curated record